GGCUUUCCUCAGGGACGUUACAACUCGCCGAGGUUGGCGGCGGCGCCAUUUUGAAUUGGCUGAGGGUCGGAGGCGGUGGUUGCUGAACCGGGUUCCGCGUCCCCCAAGAAGACCAGCGAGAAAGGAGCGAGUUCUGAAUAUGGCAGCGAAUAGGAACUUGAAGCAAGUGCGGAUCGAGAAUAGCUCUCCGGCGGCGCCGCUGGGCAUGGUGGGGGGCGGUGGCGGCAACCUGAAGGGAUUGCGGGGCCUAGAGUCGGAGAGUGAGGCAGCGGCGGCCAUGGCGCUAGUGCCGAGCAAAGAAGGUGGAGAUGAAGAGCAGGAGGUUGGGUUCACCAUCGAUAUAAAAAGCUUUCUCAAACCUGGCGAGAAGAGCUACACGCAGCGCUGCCGGCUGUUCGUGGGGAAUCUGCCUACUGAUAUCACCGAGGAAGAUUUCAAGCGCCUCUUCGAGCGCUACGGGGAGCCUAGCGAAGUCUUCAUCAAUCGGGACCGUGGCUUUGGCUUCAUUCGCCUGGAAUCUAGGACACUGGCUGAAAUAGCAAAGGCAGAACUUGAUGGUACUAUUUUGAAGAGCAGACCACUUCGAAUUCGAUUUGCUACACAUGGAGCUGCCCUAACUGUCAAGAAUCUUUCACCUGUGGUUUCUAAUGAGCUGCUGGAACAAGCAUUCUCUCAGUUUGGGCCAGUGGAAAGAGCUGUUGUUGUAGUAGAUGAUCGUGGCAGAGCUACAGGAAAAGGUUUCGUAGAGUUUGCAGCAAAACCUCCAGCACGGAAAGCUCUAGAAAGAUGCAGUGAUGGGGCAUUCUUGCUAACAACAACACCUCGACCUGUUGUUGUAGAACCAAUGGAGCAAUUUGAUGAUGAAGAUGGGCUCCCAGAGAAGCUAAUGCAAAAAACACAACAGUAUCACAAGGAAAGAGAACAGCCACCACGCUUUGCUCAACCUGGAACAUUUGAGUUUGAGUACGCUUCACGGUGGAAGGCUCUUGAUGAGAUGGAAAAGCAACAGCGUGAACAGGUUGACAGGAACAUUAGAGAAGCCAAAGAGAAACUAGAGGCAGAAAUGGAAGCAGCUAGACAUGAGCAUCAGCUAAUGCUGAUGAGGCAAGAUCUCAUGCGCCGUCAAGAAGAACUGAGGCGUUUGGAAGAACUUAGAAAUCAAGAACUUCAAAAACGCAAGCAGAUACAAUUGAGACACGAAGAAGAACAUCGGCGUCGUGAAGAAGAGAUGCUACGCCAGAGGGAACAGGAGGAAUUACGACGACAGCAGGAGGGAGGAUUUAAGCCAAAUUUCAUGGACAAUACAGGUCUGCCCUGCAAGACCCGAGGCAAUCGGGCUGCUUCAAGUGAUGGGAAGGGGACCCGCAUGGAGGUGGUGUGUCCCGCACCAGCACCCUGGAUUCAAAAAGACACAUCAGAAGAAUCUGAAUACACUGUCUGCUUCCGAGGUUCAAGAUGCCUUCUCCAAUAUGAGGAGAUGAGUUACAGCUUUUGUGAUGUUACGGUCUUCAUUUUCAGCCUCUGGCAGAGGAGGUGGUACCCAGCAUUAAGCAAAGUCGAGUGUUUCAUAGUAAGGCUGACGUUAGCCAACUUAGAUGUGUAACUGAGGUCUUGACUUCCUUUUUAUCUAGACUGUACCAGAAGAUUUUCUUUCCAGAAAUACUAGUGCUGGGAAAUGGUGUUGAUAAAAGGAUUACAGUUUGUACAUGCUACAAUAGGAAUCAAGAGUAUAUGAUACAUUAAAAGACUGCUCCUUGGUAAAAUGAUUGGGUUUGGACUAAAAAAAGCCUUUAGAGUUAAAUGAAAUGAGUAAGGAAUUAUUUUCAAGCACUAAAAUAUGUGACAAAAGAUAGGAAAGUGGUGGGCUUUAUAUUUAAAGAAAAAACAAUAGUGUGGAUUGUGUUUAAGUUGCAGUAGUUUAAAAGAGCACAGAAGUAUUAGUUACCUAGAGAAAAUGGUGUAAGCCAGCAACAGCUGAAAAGGACUGGAAGGAAAUGUUAACCAAUGGGGAGAUUAAAGCUGCAGUAAGAUUCACUGUCCAUGCAGUUAAGUUUGAAUUGGAAUUUAUGAUAAAAAUGCCUGCUGUCUUAAUGUAGCCCAAUAAAAAGAUGAAAAACAAAAACCAUGAAUGAAAUUGAUAAUGAAAAAUGAAUUUUGAUGUGAUGCAGUUUUAACACUGGACUGUAACAUACCACCCUUUUUUUUUUUGGUAGGGUUUCUGUAUCUGUUAUAAAACUGUUUCAGAUUAAUCAAUGAAUAACAGGAUGUUUAUUUUCUAUUUUCUGAAUUGACAAGGCAGUGAACAUGAAUCGAGGGCCUGACGGGAACCUCACCGAGUUCAAAAAAGGCAAAUGUAACGUCCUACACUGGGUACUGAAUUAACAUGAUGCAGUUGUGCAGCCUGGGCACAGACUGGUUGUGAAGCAGCUUUCCAGAAGCUGAUCUGGGAGUCCUGAGGAACAAGUGAGGAUGAACGUGUCCAACCACAUUCUGGGCUCCAUUAGAAGAGCGCAGCUGAGCAGGGACAAGGAAAGCAAUCUUUCUUCUCUGCUCAGUGCUUCUGCGACUGCAGCUGGAGUGCUGUGACCAGUUCGGGGCUCCUGAAGACAAGAUGGGAACAAGUCCAGUGGAGGCCAGCACGGUGAUCAGGAGGUUAGAGCACAGGAGCCACGGGGAUAGGCAGUGGGGUUUGUUCAGUCGGGAAAACAGGAGGUUGAGGGGUAGUAAGUCCUACUUCAGCUGUGUAAUGGAAGGGGCGGGAGGCUCAUGGUGGUGCAUAAUAGUGAGGUAGUCUUGUGUAAUUUUCAGUGUAUGUAAGUGCUGUAUCAUACCACUAAUAAAAAUAGUGCAAGUCA
Messenger RNA from Harpia harpyja (harpy eagle), 2855 nucleotides. RefSeq names its product paraspeckle component 1 (gene PSPC1). Gene Ontology annotation, cellular component: nucleus. Gene Ontology annotation, molecular function: RNA binding. Gene Ontology annotation, biological process: regulation of DNA-templated transcription. Bases 140 to 1603 code for a protein of 487 amino acids. NCBI's taxonomy places the organism in Eukaryota, Metazoa, Chordata, Aves, Accipitriformes, Accipitridae. The record is from RefSeq and is a predicted model, not a curated record. The transcript is spliced from 7 exons.